Messenger RNA from Staurois parvus, 253 nucleotides. The record is from the annotation of a GenBank genome assembly. NCBI's taxonomy places the organism in Eukaryota, Metazoa, Chordata, Amphibia, Anura, Ranidae.
CAGGGGGGAACUGACCAUUUGGAAACUCGGGCACUGCCCGAGGGCCCAGGGUCAGUAGGGGGCCCCAUGAGAUGCCCCUGGUACCUUUUUCAUAGGCUUUUUUGAGUUUGGGCAAGGACACAGGGGCCUUAUGAUACCCUAUUGCCCCAUGAGUUGUCAGUCCGCCCCUGAUCAGGUACACUUUCAUGACCGAAUUUCCAUCACUGAAACUAGUAGAUAUGCAGCCUCCAGUGCUAAAAGCAUCACUCUGAUA